Molecule: messenger RNA, 1800 nt
Organism: Australozyma saopauloensis
Lineage: Eukaryota; Fungi; Ascomycota; Pichiomycetes; Serinales; Metschnikowiaceae
Gene: ALG11
Product: alpha-1,2-mannosyltransferase
Exons: 1
Coding region: 1-1800 (599 amino acids)
Biological process (GO): protein N-linked glycosylation
Cellular component (GO): endoplasmic reticulum membrane
Molecular function (GO): GDP-Man:Man(3)GlcNAc(2)-PP-Dol alpha-1,2-mannosyltransferase activity
Source: RefSeq, a predicted model, not a curated record
AUGAUUCCGCCUCUACCUUUCAUUCCGCUAUUGUUGGCGUAUGCUUUGUAUCAAGCAAUUACCUCGGCAUUACCAAGAUUGUUUCUUGUGCCACCACUGGGAUGGCAAACCAAGAUCCAGAAAGUGAUUGAUCACUCUAAACCCAUAUAUCUUAAGGUAGGACUGAAGCGGUCGAGUUUCCGCCGGCGCCUAAUUACAGCAAGUACCCAACCUUCUUUCUAUACCAAUUUCAACAACAACAAAUUGAAGUUGUUACCGGAAGAUUCCUCGAAUGUUGACGGCAAGUUCAUGAAUGCUAUGAAAAGUAGAGAUCCAGAAGAUCCUUCUCGCAAAGUCUUGUAUGGAUUUUUUCAUCCUUAUGCAAACAAUGGAGGUGGGGGAGAGAAGGUUUUGUGGCAAGCUGUGGAGGCUACUUUAUUGGAAGAUGAUAGGAACAUUGCCGUGAUAUAUACAACCAAUAUCGAUGCCAAACCUUUGGAGAUCUUGGCAAAGGCAGACCUGAAGUUCAACAUCAAGAGCCUUGAUUCUAAGAGAAUCGUAUUUAUUUAUUUGCGCAGGUUCUCUGCCUUGAUUGAUGCCGCCUAUUGGAAACACUUCACUCUUGUUGGCCAGCUCAUAGGGUCCGUGCUUCUAGGUCUCGAAGCCAUGUAUGAGCUCAGCCCAGACAUUUGGAUUGACACAAUUGGUCUUCCCGGGAGUUACUGGUUAGUCAAUUUGAUUCUCAAGGUGCCAAUUGUGGCAUAUGUGCAUUAUCCUAUCAUUCAACCAGACAUGUUCAACAAAUUGAAAUUCAAUUCCUUAGGUAGCUUGAAGUCAUUUAAGCCAAAUCUUGGCGAUUUGAAGCAAGCGUUCAAGUUCAUUUAUUGGAGUUUGAUGUCCUUUGUUUACACAUAUCUUGGCCUGUGCGUGGAUGUAACAUUGGCUAAUGGAAGCUGGACCUUCGAUCACAUUAAAAACAUUUGGAGCAGGAAUUCCUCAGAAUCCUUGAGUAUCUUGUAUCCUCCAUGUUCUACAGAGACCUUUGCGUACACUGAGGAAACUCAAGAACGAGAGAACAAGCUCCUCUACAUUGCUCAAUUUAGACCAGAAAAGAGGCAUCUGCUCAUUGUUUCUGAAUUCAACAAGUUUUUAAACAGCCUUCGAGAAGCUAAGGUGCCUGUUAGCUCAUGGCCAAAGGUCGUAUUCCUAGGCUCGUGCAAGACAAAAGACGACUCGCAUGUUCUCGAUGAUCUUCGAGAACAAGUCAAGCAAAUGGAGCUAGCAGAUUUUAUUGAGUUUAUUGUGGAUUGUUCUUUUGACGAAGUGAAGAGCGCCUUGAGCAGGUGCAAGUUUGGCUUGAAUGCCAUGUGGAAUGAACAUUUUGGCAUAGGAGUCGUGGAAUACGCAAGUUCGGGUGUGGUGCCUAUUGUCCAUGCAUCUGCUGGACCACUUCUUGAUAUUCUCAGUGUUAAUGGUCCAUCUCAUGGGUGGAAGAACGAUGCUGGCUUCUUUUUCAAGUGCGAGUCUGACCCUGACUAUCUAGGCGAGAAGAAGGAAAAUAUGUUGGUAUUUGACAUUAACGGCAGCCCCCUGAUGUUUCCCUCGCUAUCCCAAUUACUUGAUAGAAUCUAUAUCGAAGAGCCACAGGAGAUUGACUCGACGAGUAUGGAGUCCAAGAGAAAAGCUGCGUUGGCAUAUGUCACUGAGAAGUUUUCGAACGAGGCCUUUAGUCGUCAAUGGGCUCAAAAAAUGGGCGUUGCGUCGACGUUAGAGGCAGAAUACAGAAAGAAUAAGAGAGACAAGGUUUGCAAAGUUUACUAG